Messenger RNA from Tarenaya hassleriana, 887 nucleotides. RefSeq names its product non-specific lipid transfer protein GPI-anchored 1-like. The record is from RefSeq and is a predicted model, not a curated record. NCBI's taxonomy places the organism in Eukaryota, Viridiplantae, Streptophyta, Magnoliopsida, Brassicales, Cleomaceae. The transcript is spliced from 3 exons. Bases 116 to 700 code for a protein of 194 amino acids.
AUCUCACCACCCAACUGUGCAAAACAUUUAAUUCCAUCUCUCUUCAAAGACACCACAACACAACACAACACAUCACCAAGACAGAAAGUAGACAACAAGAGAGAGAGAGAGAGAGAUGAAGGGUCGUCAUCUUAUCUUCUUCUUCCUAUCAUCGCUCACCGUCCUGACCAUGCCGCCGCCGUCGUUCGCAGCGGAUCCGGCGGCCGGAGGCGGCGGCGGAGGAGCGUUGGCGGAGGAGUGCAACGAGGAUUUUCAGAAAGUGAUGCUGUGUUUGGAUUUCGCGAGGGGGAAAGUGGCGACGCCGACGAAACAGUGUUGUGAUUCGGUGGGAGGGAUCAAAGACAAGGAUCCAAAGUGUCUGUGUUUCAUAAUACAGCAGACGAGGACAGGCGGGGAAGCUCUGAAACAGCUCGGUGUUCAAGAAGACAAGCUUCUUCAGUUGCCUUCUGCUUGCCAGCUUCGCAACGCCAGCAUCUCCGACUGCCCUCGACUUCUCGGUCUAGCACCGAAUUCACCGGACGCGGCCAUAUUCUCGGGGAACGCCACGUCAUCAUCGACACCGGCGGGAAAUUCUCCAUGGUCCACGUCAACUCCGGCGACGUCGCAAGACAAAGGAGGAUCUGCCGUCGCAACGGACAGGCUAACCGUCGUCUCCGCCGUGGCUUUGGCCGCCGUCUCCUUCCUCUCGGCCUUCGCCUAGACAAGUGAGCGACACGUGUCUCUCGGUCCACGUGGCACUAAAUCUUACCCUCUCUUGUUUUUCUUUCUUCCCUCUUUCUAAUUAUGUGCUUGUUCGGAAUUCGGACUAAUGAAACGCUGUUUCGAGUGAUUUGCGGUUACAUAAUUUUCUCUCUCAGUUACGUAUAAUGUUACAAUUUUCAUAUUUA